AAAGACCAGGAAACAUUAUUAUUUUAAUUUUUUACAUGUAUUUAACCCCUUAUUUUUGGCACUAAACAUUCUCCUUGUGUACUUCCAUUCAUCUUUUCAACUGGUACCAGGGAACAUUCAGACGAGUCUUGUGAGGCCUGUGGGCGUCCUAGAGGAAAACAACCGACAUGUACGUGUUUGUGAGAGUCUCACCUUUACACAGAGGGGUGGCAGGCUCUACUGUCUCUCAGGUUGGGCCAGAUCUCUUGGCUGGACUUUCUCAAUGAUAAUUGCACAUGUAGACAUGUUAGCUCAGUGAACAAACACAACCCUUUAACCCAAUUCAUCAAUGUUUUCAAGGACAUUGACCUCAACAUGUUGCUAUACUUAUGGACAGACUGGCAUGAGGCAUCUAAGAACAACAUCCCAGAAACAAUGAGCACCAAUGUCAGGGGAGCACAGUGACAGGAGCACAGGUCACGUGACGUCAAAUCAGGCUUAUCAGGCAGUAAUCACUGACUUCUUAUCAUACCAGUCUCCGUCAGCCGUACAGUUCUGACCUCAAUGUUUCCACGCUUUCAUGAUCACAUGCACCAUACCCAGUAGCACACUUCAUACCCUCUCACCCAUCUGGGAGCCCUGACAUAGCCUGGGCAGUGGAAAGACUCAUCACCCAGGACACCAUUGGACACCCCGCCCUUCAGAGAUGACCGGUACCCAGCUCCUAAACUACCCUACCACAGACUCUCCCUUCAGCUCUCCCAGCUCCCACUCUAUUCAGCUCCAUUCAGCUGCCAUGACAUCCCCAGUCCCCCCUCUUUCCCGGGCCGCCUCGGUCCCAUCGCCGCAGCUCCCUCCGGCCCUGUGGCCCCCGCUGGACUUUGCCUUGGGUGCGCUGUCGUGCUGCGGGGCCUGUGUGUUCACUAACCCCCUGGAGGUGGUGAAGACGCGACUGCAGCUGCAGGGAGAGCUGCGGGCGCGGGGGACCUACCAGCGGCACUACCGCGGGGUGGUCCAGGCCCUAUGGGUGGUGGGUAGGACAGACGGGCUCCGCGGGCUGCAGAAGGGGCUCUCGGCUGGGCUGAUGUACCAGGGUUUGAUGAACGGUGUGAGGCUGGGCUUCUACUCCUACUGUGAUGCUGUGGGGGUCACUGCAGCCCCUGGAGGGAGUCUGAUGUCAGGAGCCAUGGCCGGGGCUCUGGGGGCCUUCAUCGCCUCUCCUGCCUAUCUGGUGAAGACACAUCUGCAGGCCCAGACAGUUGAGGCCAUCGCAGUGGGUCACCAGCACAACCAUCAGGGGUUGUCGAGUGCCUUUGCCAAUAUCUACCGGCGGGAGGGCGUGGUGGGUCUGUGGAGGGGUGUGAACGGUGCUGUGCCUCGAGUCAUGGUGGGAUCAGCCGCCCAAUUGGCCACCUUCAGCUCCGCCAAGGAAUGGGUGGCACGCCUGCAGUGGUACAGUCCAAACAGCUGGCUGGUUGCCUUGACAGCUGCCUGUAUCAGUGGAGUUGUGGUGGCGAUCACCAUGACGCCGUUUGAUGUUAUCAGCACCCGCCUCUACAACCAGCCAGUGGAUGAGCGUCAUAGGGGUCGUCUGUACCUGGGCUUCUCAGACUGUCUGGUGAAGGUGUGCCGGACCGAGGGUCUGCUGGGGCUGUAUAAAGGCAUGGGCCCUGUAUUCUUCCGCCUGUGCCCUCACACUGUUCUCAGCAUGCUCUUCUGGGACCUGAUGAGACAACGGGCCUUUCAGGACGUCCAGAACCAGAGCUGUAGAGAAGAGGAUAUUCAGCCAAUCCUGGAUGACAAUGGAAGUUGAAUUAAAAAAGACUUCUUCAUUACGUUUCGACCUGUUGCCUUCGUCAGAGCCGGAGCUGAGACAUAAGGCCUCAUACUGUACAUGGACAGAGUUGAGGUGUAAUAAUUGACAGGUCCAUUGGUGGAGAGAAGGAGAGACGAUGAGGAGUAGACGCUCUUGAUUCCACAGAAUAUACUUGUGCUCACUCAGUGGUUGACAGGAAGGAUACAUAAUAGCUUGACAUAUAUCACUUGACUUGACUUAAACAACUUGAUCCAUCUCCGGUUUAUUUUAUAGACACUUCAAGUUGCUGGACGGUGAUGUUGAAGGAGGAUAUGGAAGAUGAGGCUCACUCCAUGCCUAAGCCUUAAAGGGGCAAUCUGAAGUUUCUAUAUACAUUUUUGGACUUAUGAAUGAUAUGUACCCAUUGAUUCUUAAAGAAUAUAACUUAGAAUUGCCUCAUGAGCUUAGUUCAACUGUCCUACCCCAUCAGAACCCAAAAUAUAAGCUUGUUUUACUCCAGUGUUUGUAAACAAAUUGUAAAUGCAAACAAAAACAUGGUUAAAACUAUAAUUUUGAUAUCAUGGAUGGUCAGUCCUUGCAUCCAUAGCUCUGUCUAUGAAUUUCACCCCAUCCCUCAACUUUUGCCAAAACAGGGGUGGGGAGUCUCUUUAAAAAUUGUUUUAUUCAACUGCUGAUUGCCACUAUAAGGUCAAAAGUAAAACUGUGCACAAGAAGGCCCAUUAUUGAUGAAGCAAGACUAAGGUUGGUCGGAUCAACAAUUCUGUGUAAUAUGUGCCUUUUAGUCUGGGUUAGUGACCUAGAUAAUUUUGAGGCAACAGUUUUACUGAUAUGUUUGUUGUUUCCAUGUAAUGUGUGAAAAUAACAAUGCCUUGACUUGUGCAUGUCUGAAGAUUAGAAAAAUGUAAGAUAACUUGAACUAACUGAAGUAUAUGUAUAAUUGUUAUUUUGAAUUGCUAUUAAUAAAGACAUUUCUACUUUAAAA
Molecule: messenger RNA, 2777 nt
Organism: Coregonus clupeaformis (lake whitefish)
Lineage: Eukaryota; Metazoa; Chordata; Actinopteri; Salmoniformes; Salmonidae
Product: solute carrier family 25 member 34
Exons: 5
Coding region: 686-1792 (368 amino acids)
Source: RefSeq, a predicted model, not a curated record